Molecule: messenger RNA, 2099 nt
Organism: Carassius auratus (goldfish)
Lineage: Eukaryota; Metazoa; Chordata; Actinopteri; Cypriniformes; Cyprinidae
Gene: ube2ka
Product: ubiquitin-conjugating enzyme E2Ka (UBC1 homolog, yeast)
Exons: 7
Coding region: 82-693 (203 amino acids)
Molecular function (GO): protein binding
Source: RefSeq, a predicted model, not a curated record
UGUGUGUGUGUGUGUGUGUGUGUGUGUGUGUGUGCGUGUGCGUGCGUGCGUGUGUGUGUGUGUGUGUGUGUGUGUGUGUGUAUGAACAGCAUGGCCAACAUCGCGGUCCAGCGGAUCAAACGGGAGUUUAAAGAGGUCCUGAAAAGCGAAGAGACGAGUAAAAACCAAAUCAAGGUGGAUUUAGUGGAUGAGAAUUUCACAGAACUGAAGGGGGAGAUCGCAGGACCACCAGACACACCUUAUGAAGGAGGCAGAUAUCAACUAGAAAUUAAAAUUCCAGAGACAUAUCCAUUUAAUCCACCAAAGGUUCGUUUUAUAACGAAGAUCUGGCAUCCCAACAUCAGCUCAGUAACAGGCGCCAUAUGUUUGGACAUCCUGAAGGACCAGUGGGCCGCGGCGAUGACCCUCCGAACAGUUUUACUGUCACUACAGGCUCUUCUGGCCGCCGCUGAACCAGAUGACCCACAGGACGCUGUAGUUGCCAAUCAGUAUAAACAGAACCCAGAGAUGUUCAAACAGACGGCUCGACUCUGGUCACAUGUUUACGCAGGAGCUCCCGUCUCCAGCCCAGAAUACACUCGCAAAAUAGACAAGCUCUGCGCCAUGGGCUUCGAUAAAAACGCAGUAAUCGUGGCGUUGUCGUCGAAAUCCUGGGACGAGGAGACGGCGACAGAACUCUUGCUUAGCAACUGAGUCCAGCCGGAGGGACCAAGCACCUUAUCCGACACAAUCCCCAAAUCUCCUCCUCCUCAACUCACUACCUUCAUCUUUCUGUCAUCUUUUGCCAUUCCUCUGUUUGGAUUAGUUCAUCUCAUGCUGAGAAUGCCAUCAUCUUUAUAUUGUUUUAAACUUCAUUUCUUCAGCAGAAGACGUUUAGCAGAAUGUUCACGCUGCUCUUUAUAUAAGGAACUGGCUGGUGAUUUGGCAGUAAAAAACCUCCACCAGCUUUCCUUGUAUAAUGCAGAAUGGUGUGGAAGCUUGUUUCCACCAUGUAAUAAAAAUAAUAAUAAUAAUACGUUCUGGUUUUGUUUCUUACAGUUCUGUAAACAAAAGCCAGAAUUUAUUUUCUCUUGCAAUUUAUAUCCCACAGUUCUGAGUAUUUCUCUGAAUUUAUGUUGCAAUUCUGAGUUUCUGUCUCAUAAUUCUGAAUUUGUGUCCAAGAAUUCCUAGUUUAUAUCUUACAAUUCUUAUUUUUUUCCCUUGAAUUUUGAAUUUAUAUCCCAUAAUUUUGAGUUUAUGUCUCAAAAUGCUGUUUAUCUCACAAUACUGACUAUUCUCCCUCUGAAUUCUGAGUUUUUUGCAGUUCCAAGUUUAUCUCAUAAUGCUGAGUUUGUGUCCCAGAAUUCCUAGUUUAUAUCUCACAAUUCUUAAUUUUUCUCUUACAAUUCUGACUUUUUAUAUUUCAAUUCUGAGUUUGUCUCAUAAUUCUGAGUGUAUAUUUCACAAUUCUUAGCUUUUGACUCACAAUUUGACUUAUUCUCAGAACUACAAGUUUAUUUCUUGCGAUUCUGAGAAAAAGAAAAGGUAUAAAUUGUGUGAUACAAAGUCACAAUUAACUUUUUAUAUAAAUAAUAAUUUUUAUAUUCCGUGGCGGAAACAAGCUUCCAUAGGUUUGAAACAACAUGAGAUUGAGUAGAAUUUACAUUUUCAUUCAUUUUUGGGUGAACUGUCUAUUUUUCUUCUCUCUUUUUCUUUGUUUACUUCUUUUGGUUUGGAUGUGCCUUUUUUCUCUGUCUUUUAAUCAUCAUCUCCCUCAGAUUGGUCCAGCAGUCUGACUCUAGCCCCGCCCCCUCAUGCACAUGUCCAAUCAGCACUGUGGUCGUUCUCCCUCCCGCUCAAUCAUUGGCCCUUUUAUCUGGAAAACAUUAGGGUUGCAUUUAUAAACUCCAUAGUGUCAAACAGACAGUGAAGUGGUUCCUUCACGUAUAGAUGCUAAACAGGUCAAGACUGGAAAACACCCACACACACGCAAAUACACAAGACCAGAGUUCAUCUGUAAAUAAAGCUAUUCAAAUCUGUAUAAAUUAAAGCAAUGUGGCAAUGCCUUUAUUUAUUAUUGCUUUGUGGAAUAGUGAAAUAAACACCAGUUUCAUGGCUGA